Messenger RNA from Nematolebias whitei (Rio pearlfish), 1212 nucleotides. Its product is annotated as cytohesin 1 interacting protein. NCBI's taxonomy places the organism in Eukaryota, Metazoa, Chordata, Actinopteri, Cyprinodontiformes, Rivulidae. The record is from RefSeq and is a predicted model, not a curated record. Gene Ontology annotation, molecular function: protein binding.
AUGCAGGUCCACCACAACCAUCACAUGAUGUGGAUUUCCGCUUUUACGCGUUCUCUUUUAGCUGUGCAGCAGGGCAGAGCCGCACCAUCACAGAGGAGCUGCUGCUGCGGGUCAUGAUGCUGCUUUGAGAACAUCUCCACCAUGCAGGCCACCAUGAACUGCAAUGGACUCCAGAGCAGCCAGGACAUUCUGGAUAACAGUCUGAGGAGGAAAGCUUCUCUGUGGUACCGGCGCUCGCUGAGGGGGAACAAUGAUCGACACCGACAGAACACCGCCUCUCUGCCCAGAGCCUGCAAGCCCAAACUAACCCACACCCCCUCACUGAUUGAUUACAUGGACCCACAAAGGAUCACAAUUGUUUUGGAAAAACAAGACAAUGAACUCUUUGGUUUUGAAAUCCACACGUACGGGGUGCAGCUGAAAAGCAGCUCGGCAGUGGAGAUGUGCACGUACGUGUGCAAGGUGAACAAGGCCAGUGUAGCUGAGAAUGCAGGGCUGACCGCAGGUGAUGUUAUCGUCUCUGUGAACGGGGUCAGCAUACAAGGAUUGUCCCAUGACAGCGUACUGAAUCUAAUAAGUGAAUCGAGCAACAGUCUAAAGAUGGAGACCGUGUGUGUGAACGUAGUGAAACAGAUAGAACUGGAGAAGAGGCUGCACCAGCUUCAGCAAUCGUUUCGUGAGAAAUGGAUGGAGCUUCAAGAGCUGACAUUACAGGAAAAGCGUUUAAUGCGAGGUAAUUUGAAUGACAGCAGUCUAGACCUCUUGACAGAGUCUUUAGCUGCUCUGAGUUCCCCCUUCGGCCGUCGUGGUCGUCGUUUCUCCAGCGACAGCAGCUAUAAGAGUGGGAUGACCGACGACAGCGACCAGGCCAGUGUGUUUGGGGAUCUGGGCUCGCCCAGUCCCUUCGGCACCACCAGCACCACAGAUGAAGGCUGCUUCUUCUCCAGAGACUUUCCCUCCCAGGACACAUCCAAGACGGGUUCAUCCAACUUCAGCCUGCACCAUCAAGCCCUCAGCCGCUCCAGCAGCUCCAGUUUGGCCGGCAGCAGCAGCUCUCCGUCUCCAUCCUGGGAAGAAACGCGGAUCUCGUCCUUGUUUGGGACCCUGCCCAGGAAAGGCAGGAGAACCAAUGUACGCAAACAAAUCUUUAAGUUAAUUCCUGCACUCCAACGAUCAGUGGAAGAGGAAGAGACUGGAAGUCCCACUGAGUGA